AUGCACCCCACGCCGAAAAAGCGCAACUCGAGGGCUGCGCGGCAGCAGCCCCUAGACAGGCAAGGACCUUUUGGGUCUUCCAUUUGUGCACCUUUUAGUAGGAACGACUUCCGCCUCUUAAGUGUACUCCGUGGCGUUACUUCUGUUCUUCAGAGGUGUUCUUGUGCGCGUAUAAACCUAUCCCCACCAAAAUGGGUUGUCUUCCGUGUGCAAGAAGCACAUCCAGGCGUUUUCUUGCCUGGUGAAGUCAGGGGUAUCGGAAAGGCUGAUGCCUUCCUGGGUCUUUGCUUAUGUGUCUGUGCGAGUUCAUUCCAGUCAGGUGUUGCAUCGCGCCUCAUGCCUCUCUUCGGGCGCUGCGUCGUGCAGAAGGUGCAGCCGUCGGCGGUAAGCAAGGGGGGAAUAUACAUUCCCUCUAGCGCAUCCCAGCAGACAGGCUGUCAUAUAGCUAAAGUUGUUGCCGUUGCUCCUCCAAAGCCGUCGGCGAACGCCGCAGUAAGCGAGGAUUGGUCGAAGCUGCAAGUGGGGCAGACGGUGAUGGUGCCGGAGUACGGCGGAAUGAAGCUGCAGCUGGAGGAAGAAGAACUGUUCGUCUUUAGAGGAGAAGAUAUCCUUGCAGUAGUAAAGGACCAGUAA
Eimeria maxima is the source of this 633-nucleotide messenger RNA. RefSeq names its product chaperonin CPN10, mitochondrial, putative. Lineage: Eukaryota; Apicomplexa; Conoidasida; Eucoccidiorida; Eimeriidae. The transcript is spliced from 4 exons. The coding region runs from base 1 to 633 and encodes 210 amino acids. Gene Ontology annotation, molecular function: metal ion binding; ATP binding; protein-folding chaperone binding. The record is from RefSeq and is a predicted model, not a curated record. Gene Ontology annotation, cellular component: mitochondrial matrix.